CACUUGAGGAACAGUCUACCCGACCAAGUUGUUGUUCAACGUAUACAAGAGAGACUGUCUGCUUUAGGGAAUACAAUUGCUUGUAAUGAUCAUGUUGCUCUUACACAUACCGAUCUUGACCGGGAAACUGAGGAGCUCAUUGCUGAUGUUCUUGGAGUAGAGGUCUUUAGGCAGACGGUAGCCGGUAAUGUUCUCGUGGGAAGCUACUGUAGCUUCACAAAUAGGGGUGGCUUGGUUCAUCCUCAUACGUCUAUUGAAGAUUUGGACGAACUAUCAACCCUUCUUCAGGUCCCUUUAGUGGCUGGAACUGUGAACCGUGGCAGUGAAGUGAUUGCUGCUGGCUUAACAGCAAAUGACUGGACUGCAUUUUGUGGUUCGGACACCACUGCAACCGAGUUGUCAGUGAUCGAGAGCGUUUUCAAAUUGAGGGAGGCUCAACCAAGUUCCAUUGUUGACGAGAUGAGGAAGUCACUAAUAGAUAGUUACGUUUGAAGUUAUUAUAUCUGCCAUUACACCUGACAUCUUCAAUAUUGCAAAACUCAAUCAAUUAUCUGUAAAGCCAAUUAGAUUCACCCUGGAAAGUCCUUUGACACUUUGCUAAAGAAAACUAGUAGUUUGCUGAAGGUGUGUAAUGUAAAGUCAAGUAUAAAUAAGGUAUUGCAAAGUUUCUAUAGCACUCUUAAAAGUAGUUGGACUUAUCACUGGUUCGUAAUCAAACUGCUCUUUCGUUUGA
Molecule: messenger RNA, 733 nt
Organism: Momordica charantia (bitter melon)
Lineage: Eukaryota; Viridiplantae; Streptophyta; Magnoliopsida; Cucurbitales; Cucurbitaceae
Source: RefSeq, a predicted model, not a curated record